Aquila chrysaetos chrysaetos is the source of this 5191-nucleotide messenger RNA. It is a transcript of the gene RTEL1, whose product is annotated as regulator of telomere elongation helicase 1. Gene Ontology annotation, cellular component: nucleus. Gene Ontology annotation, biological process: telomeric loop disassembly; DNA replication; DNA repair. The record is from RefSeq and is a predicted model, not a curated record. Lineage: Eukaryota; Metazoa; Chordata; Aves; Accipitriformes; Accipitridae. Gene Ontology annotation, molecular function: DNA helicase activity; DNA polymerase binding; ATP binding. Bases 168 to 4304 code for a protein of 1378 amino acids. The transcript has 37 exons.
CCGGGAACGCCGGCCCGAGCGGCUGAGGGGUCCCGGGAACGCGGGUCGGAGCGGCUGAGGGGGUUCCUAGGCCCCGGGCCGGUUCCUCCGCAUCGCCGCGGCCGGGCCCCGAAGUGGCCGUGAGCUUCCUGCGGUGCGGGUCCGCUGGUAACGUCCCGUCCCGAAAUAUGAGGGACUUGACGGGAAACAUGCCCAAGAUAACGCUGAACGGCAUCACGGUGGAUUUCCCCUUCCAACCCUACGAGUGCCAGGAAGCCUACAUGGCCAAGGUGCUCGAGUGUCUGCAGAAGAAGGUAAAUGGCAUUCUGGAGAGUCCUACAGGCACAGGAAAGACCCUCUGCCUGCUGUGUUCCACUCUGGCUUGGCGGGAACACUUCAAAGACACUAUCUCAGCCCGCAAAAUUGCACAGCGUAUGAAUGGAGUGGAACUCUUUCCUGAGAGACCCAUGUCAUCCUGGGGCAAUGCUGCCACAGAUGCUGAUAUCCCAACUUAUUACACUGACAUUCCUAAAAUAAUUUAUGCCUCCAGAACUCACUCACAACUUACACAGGUCAUUAAUGAAUUAAAGAACACAGUCUACAGGCCAAAGAUAUGUGUUUUGGGUUCCAGAGAGCAGCUUUGCAUCAAUCCUGAAGUGAAGCGACAGGAGAGCAACCACAUGCAGAUCUACAUGUGCCGAAUGAAAGUGAUGGCUCGUGCUUGUCAUUUCUAUAACAAUGUGGAAGAAAAGAGUACAGAGAAGGAACUGAUUGACUCAAUCAUGGAUAUUGAAGACUUGGUUAAAAAUGGAAACAAGCACAGAGCUUGUCCUUAUUAUCUCUCUCGAAGCCUGAAGCAGCAAGCAGAUAUUAUUUUUAUGCCUUACAACUAUUUACUAGACUCAAAGAGCCGGAGAGCGCACAACUUGGACCUGAAGGGGACUGUGGUAAUACUUGAUGAAGCUCACAAUGUGGAGAAGUUGUGUGAGGAGUCAUCUUCUUUUGACUUGACACCCUAUGAUUUGGUUUCAGCAAUGGAUGCUGUAAAUGUUGUACUGGAAGAACAAGCCAAAGUAGUUCAACAGAAUGAAAUAAAUGCUGAAUUCAAUAUGGAGUUGGCCAAUUCAGGACUGAACAUGGAACUUGAAGAUAUAGCAAAGAUAAAAAAAAUUCUUCUUCAGCUAGAAAGUGCUAUUGAUGCAGUGGAGCUGCCACCGAAUGAUAGUGGAGUCACCAAAGAGGGAAGCUACAUCUUUGAUCUGUUUGCAGAGGCCCAAAUAACAUUCCAGACCAAAUCGUCGCUCUUGGAGUCACUAGAGCAGAUUUUACAGUUUCUUUCAGGCCGUACUGGGAUGUUUGUCAAUACGUCUGGAUUGCAUAAGCUCUCAGAUAUUAUCCAGACAGUAUUCAACAUUGAUUCUCCAGAAGGCACAACAGGUUUUAUGCUACAUCAGUCGAUAUCUAAAUAUUAUAAGGUACAUAUUCAUCUGGAUAACAGUAAUCAGAAGAAGAAACAAAGGACAGAUCUCUGGAAUUCAUCAUCUGCAAAAAAACAAGGAAAGACCUUAAGCUAUUGGUGUUUCAGCCCUGGAUACAGCAUGCAUGAACUUGUUCGACAGGGUGUCAGGACAAUUAUCCUUACUAGUGGGACUCUCUCCCCACUCUCAUCAUUUACAAUGGAAAUGCAGAUCCCUUUUCCUGUUUGCUUGGAGAAUCCUCAUGUUAUUGAUAAACACCAGCUCUGGGUUGGGAUCAUUCCUAAGGGACCUGAUGGAGCUGUGCUUACUUCUACCUAUGAAAGAAGGUUUUCAGAGGAUUAUUUAUCUUCUCUGGGGAAAACGAUUGGUAACCUUGUGCGAGUUGUACCACAUGGACUGUUGGUGUUCUUCCCGUCAUAUCCUGUCAUGGAUAAGAGCCUGGAAUAUUGGAGAGAGCAUGAUUUUGCUAAAAGAAUAGAAGAAGUGAAGCCAAUGUUUGUGGAACCCAGGAACAAAGGAAGCUUUGCAGAGGUAAUGGAUGCCUACUAUGAUAAAAUUGUCUGUCCUAAGUCCAACGGAGCUGCUUUUUUGGCAGUAUGUCGGGGAAAGGCCAGUGAAGGCUUGGACUUUGCAGACAUAAAUGGACGAGGAGUCAUCAUUACUGGGCUUCCAUUUCCUCCUCGUAUGGAGCCCAGAGUAAUUUUAAAGAUGCAGUUCCUGGAUGAAAUGAGAAGAAGUGGUGCAGGUGCACAGUAUUUAUCUGGACGUGAGUGGUACAGUCAGCAAGCUUCCCGGGCUGUUAAUCAGGCGAUCGGCAGGGUCAUCAGACAUCGCCAAGACUAUGGUGCUAUCUUCCUGUGUGACCACAGGUUCACAAUGAGUGAUGUAAGAGGCAAGCUGCCUUCAUGGGUCCGUCCUUACGUGAAUGUUUAUGACAACUUUGGGCAUGCAGUCCGAAGUGUCUCUGUCUUCUUUCGUGUUGCUCAAGAAAUUAUGCCCCCACCACUGCCACAAUGCCCUUCUGGCUCUGCUGGUUCCCUAAGUGAAAGCGAUACGGUGCCAUCUACUUCAUCUGAGCAGAUCCUCUCCCUGAAAAAAGCAAAAAACUUGGAUGACCAUGUUCCCAGUUUGAAGAGGAAAAGAAAAGUAAAUGGAGAUGGAGCAUCCAGCCUAUGCAUGGAAUAUGAACAAGAGCUUGUCUCACCUAGAAGACAAUGUGUUGGGCUCUUGGAUGCAUUGGAGCGCAAUGAGAAGAGCAGCGAAGAUGCAGAGGAGGAAAGUGACUUGUCGGGAGAGGAAAAGGCACAACGUCUGUCAACGCUUUCCCUUCAGUACGAGAAGAGGUUAACAGAUGAGCAGAAAGGAGGAAGGAAGAAAAUAAAGCUAGUCAGCAAUACACAAGCUGAUAAGAAAGCAGACCUGACGGAGCCAAAGAAGGCCCGAGCUACAUUGUACAUCGCAACGGUGAAGGACACCCUAAGCCAACAGAACUAUGAUCUCUUCUCUAAGGCUCUUCAGCACUACAAGAAGACAGACGACUUCCAUGCUAUGUUAUCCCAAAUGAGCGCUCUCUUUAUAGAGGAUGAAAAAAAGCAUAUCUUGUUACGAGAAUUUUACCAGUUUGUUCGACCUCAACAUAAAAAACAGUUUGAUGAAGCAUGUUGCAAUCUGACUGGAGUGGGCUGUGGCUACAAACCUGAGCACAGCCUCCUGCGGGAAGAGAGAGAGAUACUAGCCAAGAAAAUAGAAGAAAAACGGAGUCAGCAGAAAACUGCGUUCUCAAAGGACUCGUGUGCUCAGCUAAACCCUGGCCUCCACUUGAACCGGGGAGGAUCCCACUUGACAGCAGGUCUGAAUAGUGCAGGGCACAAUGCCAGUCGAGCUCCAAGGAAAGAUGUUGAAAAAGCUUCAAGCUCUAGGAGAGAUCACCACCAGGUCCUCAGGGCUACCUAUCUCAACGAUGUGAAAAGGGCUUUGAACAAAAGCACUUACAGCCGUUUCUAUGAAGCAUUGUUAGCUUACAAGAAGACAGAUAACUAUGAUGCUAUGAUAUCAGUGAUAGCAGCCCUCACCACUGAGAGGCCAGAAGACUUUCAUCUCCUGCAAAGGUUUUACAUGUUUGUGCGCCCUCAUCACAAAGAGCAGUUCAAACAGAUGUGUAAAGAUUUGACUGGAAUGAUUUGUGGCGAGGGAGAGAAGCAACUACAACAGCAGGUGCAAGGUGAAGGGAGCCCUCUGAGUUUGGAGAGCUGGUGCACUAAAGGAGAAGACAGCCACGUACAAGAUGCAGCCACUUCUAAGGGUGAGGCACCAGAAAAAAUUCAGAGGAAGAUUUCCUCCUUCUACUUUAACCAGAAAAGCAAACUUGAAUUGCCAGAGACCAAAGUAUCAAAAGAAACCAGUAACAUUAGAGCACCCACAGGCUCUGGAGCUGUCCCUAUCUUUCCACUAGAGAUGGAGCCAGAGUGUGGAAGAUUCCAGUGCUCUAACUGCAAAUCUGAGGAUGAUGUGCCUUUUAAAUGUCCAUUAUGUGACUUCACUUGCUGCAAAACAUGCUGGGAACAGUUCUUAAAGGGAGAACACCCAAAUCCUAAUGGAAGAUUUACCACUUAUUUCAUUAUUUACCAUGUUCUGCAAUGUGAUUGGAGGCAGACCUCAGCCUUAUGGUGUGGUUUUUACACCUUUGCAUUUUCUUCUGAGCUGCCUCCACAUGUUUUCCUGUCUAGAGCUACACAGGCAACGAGCUGUGGAGUCAACUUGAAAAAUGUUUGUAUGGUGAAGAAGUGCCCAGAGUGCCACAGUGAUGUGAAGAAGCAGCGAUUAAUCCAAGUUUUCUUCUGGUCGUAGUCUUACUGACAGAAAGUACUUCAUGUCAGCAGAAAGAAAUCGCUGCACUCUGGCUCUCAAGCUGAAUGGAAGCAGGAUGAAGGUUCAUUUAUAUAUCUUUGAUCCCUGGCUCUGGAUUACAUGCUGUGCACAAACUCAUACCAUUUCUUCCUACAAAGGUGAUCAAGUCUGAAAGGUUUCUCUCUUCAACCACCAGCAGGAGACAAAGCAGAAUAUUGUCCUCUGUUGGAACUAAGAAGGUUAAUUUCUUCCUUAUUUUAGCCUGUAAAUGCUACUGUGGCCACUCUUAGGCCGAAAUUUUAUACCCUAGAGGCGGCUGUCAUUCAUGGGCCUAUCAGGUAAUAUCAGAGCCUGGCAGAGCCCUAGCUACUGCAGUGGAACUGAGCUGGCUAAAUAAGAAGGCCAGGCUACCCAUCCGUAUUGCAUUGGUGUUCCUGGAAAAAGUGAUUCACAUUCACUGGUGUUUGGCAGCAGCUGCUGUCUCCAAUAGCAGAAAACACUGAAAGGAUGUUUUUCAAAAACAAAUUCCAGCGGUUGGAUAGUGAGCAGAAACACUCCCUUGCAUCUGCUGUGUACCCCAAAGCCUGAUUCUUUCCAUUGUGCUGGGAUUUUUGAGAACAUGCUUCUAAGAAGGCUCUAUUUGCUGCUCAGUACUGAUAUUUCUGCUGUCCCUGUGUUACCUGAUGUUUACUUUCCAAGAAGAAAAAGGAACUAAUUGAUUUAAAACUUUAAAAUAAAUCAAGUUAGAUGGGUUAAAAAAAAAUUCCUUAAUACUUCCACUCUCUAUGAGUAGUGGAUAUAAGUGGUUAACCUGAAAAAUUGUAUCAAUUUUAAAUCUUCAGUAGCUGCUGUAAAUUAAACUAUAAAUAAAACCAUUUUUGUUUUAA